Amoebophrya sp. A120 is the source of this 1237-nucleotide messenger RNA. NCBI's taxonomy places the organism in Eukaryota, Dinophyceae, Syndiniales, Amoebophryaceae. The record is from the annotation of a GenBank genome assembly.
CAGUAAAGACUAUUUGGUAAAAUAUUUAUAAAAUCAAUCCAGGAACACCCCUGCUUUUCUUCGAAAAGAGUUAGGAAAACCUAGUCCUGCAGAAAAUUCCAAGAUAGCACAAAGGCCGCUCUUCUUCCCAACAGAGUACUUAUCGUAAAUCUUCAAGUAAUUUCCGCGGCUGUGAAAAAAAAAUGAAGAAGGCACUUGUGUUCUCGGUUGCCGCCUCCGCCGCGGCGAUCCAGGCGCCCACGCACCAGUGGAUCGGGAAAGAAGACGGGGGAAACUUCUUGGAAGUUGACGCUGGGGCGAAGAAGGUGGGCGCGGGUGGGAAGAAGGAGAUGAAGCCGGCCGAAGACAUUCGAACGGCAGCAACUACACUGUUUGUGAAAACGCCGCCCAUUUGCAAAAAAGUACGAAAAGACGGAAACGCACCAGAGAAGGCGUACGCGCCAUGCGGAUCCAAUCCUUGUUGCAGAUCACAAACAAUCGAAUGGGCUGACGAGACCUGCGUUUGGGGUGCCUGCCUCGCCCAGUAAGAGUUUGACUUUGCAAUACCAGCAGGUAUAGGCUUUUUGUUGUUCACUUAAGCUGCUACCGAGCUAAGAAAAGUUUCGCACCGGGUACUGUUUCGCAGUUAUUUAAGUAUUUUCUAGCGUUGCCGAGUCCGAUACCGAUUCCAUAUCCAAAGCUUUUUAUUGAUUUCAUUGAUCACCUUGUAUUCGAAUCUACCUGAUGGAGGUAUUCAUUUUCGCUUAAUCUCUCAUCCCUUCCCUCGAACAAACUCAGUCAAAAACUUACCUGCUUUGGGAACGAACCCGCUCGACGCACCUGAUGGUAUGAUUUUCUUCACUGCUACGUCGACCUCCAUCUAUGCCUAUCGCCCUCAGCAUUUGCGCGUCGUUUCGCGCUAACGCAGUUGCCCGCCUCACAUCCGUACUAAUAUUUGUAACCUCCUCCACAACAUUUUUGAAUGUGUACAUGCCCCCAGAGUCUCCGCUGUAAUGACAUGCCCCCGUAGCUCCCUCGCCUCUGCUACGCGAAUACAAUUCCAAAGAUGGGCAUAAGGAAUCCAGAUCGAUAAUUACACUCCACCUUCUUAUAGUCAUCCUCCCUCCCGAUGGAACAAGAGAAAACCGUUAGCAACCCCCAGCGCUGCCCAUCCCACACCCUGUCGAACAGGACUGCUAUUGAAACGUUUUCGUGCCUCCACUGAAAUCUUUCCUCAACUCGCCUUUCAUACCACGAC